AAGUGCAUUGAUCGUGACAUUCAGCCUCGUUUUAAUCUUGAUCUUCAAUAUAACUUCUUACAAAAUGAAUGUUAUGGACGCAAACGAUAUGGUAUGCUGUCCCUACAACAAGGCGCAUAGAAUGUUACGGAAAAAACUCCAGCAGCACAUAUUGAAAUGCCGAGAAAUCUACAAAGACGAAGUGGAGUUGCUUGUGUGUCCAUUUAACAAAGCACAUCUUAUACCUGAGCCAGAUUUCUUGCAACACACAAGAUCAUGCUUCGAUCGUAAAAUCAUUGCGCAUUAUCAGCAGAGUGCGCCCGCUCCGCUGAACGACGAUACAAAACACGAAAAAAUCGAGUCGGAAGAGAACUGGGACGACGAAUAUGUGCCCGACUAUGAUCCUCAGCAAUACGCUAUCAACGCUAACAUUGUUCGUGAGCCAAAUGGCAUGUUCCCCUCACAGCGCAAGGCAUUCAUAAAACAGGAACGCAAGCGUCUGCUAGGCGAAGACAGCGAUGAUGAUGCCACAGGAAGUCAGCAAAAGAUGAAAUUGCCAACCAAAGCCAACUCCACAGGAACACAACGUCCGACGCUAUACAAACUACCAAACCGUAAUCGUUGACUCAAAGACUAAAUUGUGAACUUACAUACCAAAGUUUAUCCAUCGAAUUUAUGUAAUUUAA
This is a messenger RNA of Drosophila navojoa, 665 nucleotides long. RefSeq names its product asterix (gene arx). The record is from RefSeq and is a predicted model, not a curated record. Lineage: Eukaryota; Metazoa; Arthropoda; Insecta; Diptera; Drosophilidae.